AUGUUGUCUUCUACCGUACUGCCUGUCCUAAUUCUCCUGAUCACUCUGUGUCUCGCUGCCGCAACAGAAGACCUCUACAAAAUCCUCCAACUCGAUAAAUCAUGUAACGAUCGAGAUCUGAAACGAGCCUACCGUACUCUUAGCAAGAAAUAUCACCCAGACAAAGCCAGCGGGGAUGAGCAGAAAUUUCUGCAAGUUGCCGAAGCAUACGAGGCACUCUCCGACCCUACAAGUCGCAAGAUCUACGACCAAUACGGCCAUGAAGGACUAGCAAACCACAAACGUGGAGGAGGACAGCAGGCGCAUAAUCCCUUUGACCUAUUCUCGCAAUUCUUCGGUGGAAGCGGACGACAACAGCAGGGUGUCAGAAGAGGUCAAGACAUGGAGGUGAAACUAAGUGUACCAUUAAGAGAUUUCUACACUGGUAACGAAGUGGCAUUCAGUCUCGAGAAACAGCAAAUCUGCGACACCUGCAGCGGCUCAGGCUCCGCCGACGGCGUAGUCGAAACAUGCAGCAAAUGCAACGGCCGCGGCAUCGUAAUCCAGAAACACAUGCUCGCCCCAGGAAUGUUUCAACAAAUCCAAACCCACUGCGACGCGUGCGGUGGCCAAGGCAAAACCAUCAAGAAACCCUGCAAGACCUGCAACGGCCAAAAAGUCGUCCGCAAACCCAUUCACCUCGUCGCCGAAAUAGAACCGGGUAUGCCCAAGGGCCACAAAAUCGUCUUUGAAAACGAAGCAGAAGAACACCCCGACUAUGUCGCUGGCAACCUCAACGUAAUGAUAGCAGAACUCGACCCACACCUCUCAACCGAAGAAUCCGACGAAGCCACCAGAAAACACAGGACUGACGGAACGUUUUUCCGCCGCAAAGGUCGAGAUCUCUACUGGAGAGAAAUCCUCAGUCUCCGCGAAGCCUGGAUGGGCGACUGGACACGGAACCUCACACAUCUAGACGGACAUAUUGUGCCACUAUCACGCAAGCGAGGACAAGUCGUACAGCCAGGGCAAGUCGACGCCAUCAACGACGAAGGCAUGCCGACCUGGCACGACGGCCACGUCCACGAACACGAUGAGAACCACGCAUCGCAUGGCCGGUUGUUCGUGGAAUAUACUGUAGUACUACCGGAUCAAAUGGCGGGCGCAAUGGAGAAGGAGUUCUGGGCUGUGUGGGAGAAGUGGAGGAAAAAGAAUGGCGUUGAUUUGUUGACGGAUAGUGGGAGGCCGAUACCUGGCGGGAAGGAGGGGGUUAAAGAUGAGUUAUAG
Messenger RNA from Lithohypha guttulata, 1266 nucleotides. RefSeq names its product DnaJ-related protein scj1 (gene SCJ1). The record is from RefSeq and is a predicted model, not a curated record. Bases 1 to 1266 code for a protein of 421 amino acids. Gene Ontology annotation, biological process: protein refolding. Gene Ontology annotation, cellular component: cytoplasm. Lineage: Eukaryota; Fungi; Ascomycota; Eurotiomycetes; Chaetothyriales; Trichomeriaceae. The transcript has a single exon. Gene Ontology annotation, molecular function: Hsp70 protein binding.